Messenger RNA from Pestalotiopsis fici W106-1, 1215 nucleotides. RefSeq lists its product as uncharacterized. Gene Ontology annotation, cellular component: mannan polymerase complex. NCBI's taxonomy places the organism in Eukaryota, Fungi, Ascomycota, Sordariomycetes, Amphisphaeriales, Sporocadaceae. The transcript is spliced from 6 exons. The coding region runs from base 1 to 1215 and encodes 404 amino acids. Gene Ontology annotation, biological process: protein N-linked glycosylation; cell wall mannoprotein biosynthetic process. The record is from RefSeq and is a predicted model, not a curated record. Gene Ontology annotation, molecular function: alpha-1,6-mannosyltransferase activity.
AUGCUUCUUCCCAAGGGCGGCAUGACCUGGAAGUCCGCCAAAGCACAGUUACCCCCUACCAGGGCGAUAUUGACACUCCUCACGAGGACGCGGUUCCUACUGUCCCUUGCAGUUGUCGGCAUCAUCCUGCUGCUAUGGCGCGGCAUCCGAUCCUCAGCAAACGAGAUGCAAAGUUUCUACUGCUGGGGACCGUCGAAACCACCGAUGGAAAUGACGCUCAAUGAGCAACAAGCGUGGAAUGCCCAUCUCCAAACACCAGUUAUCUUCAACCACCAUGCUCCGAUAGAAGUCAACCAAUCCUCCAUCAUCAACGUCGACCUCAACCCUGUCAAGUCCACACGUCAGGCCAUAACGAAUGAAGAACGCGUUCUCAUUCUCACUCCCCUGAAGGAUGCCUCGCUCUUCCUGUCUAAAUACUUCGAACUUAUUGCGGAACUGACUUAUCCUCACCACUUGAUUGACCUUGCUUUCCUGGUUGGUGACUCUAGCGACAGUACCCUUGCAGUCUUGGCCAUGGAGUUGGAGCGCAUCCAGAAGCGCCCUGACAGGAUUCCUUUCCGCAGCGCCAUGGUGGUGGAAAAGGAUUUCCACUUCCAGCUAAGCCAGUCCGUUGAAGACAGACAUGGUUUCGAAGCCCAAGGACCUCGGCGCAAGGCGAUGGGCAAGGCGCGAAACUACCUCCUAUCAACUGCUCUGAAACCAGAACACUCUUGGGUUUAUUGGCGCGACGUGGAUAUCGAGGACAGCCCCAAGAAGAUUAUUGAGGACUUUAUUGCCCACGACCGAGACAUCAUUGUGCCCAAUAUCUGGUUCCACCGCUACAGAGAUGGCCGCGAUGUGGAGGGACGAUUUGACUACAAUUCCUGGGUCGAGUCCGACAAGGGCCUCAAGCUCGCUGCUAGUCUGAGCAAGGAUACAGUACUCGCUGAAGGAUACAAGCAAUACGAUACUGGACGCCAGUACAUGGCCCGCAUGGGUGACUGGAGAAAUGACAAGGACGAGGAGAUUGAGCUCGACGGUAUCGGUGGUGUCAACAUCCUGGUCAAGGCUGACGUUCACCGUUCGGGCAUCAACUUCCCCUGCUACGCCUUCGAGAACCAAGCCGAGACAGAAGGUUUCGCAAAGAUGGCCAAGCGAGCCGGGUAUGAAGUCAUUGGUCUUCCGAACUACGUUGUCUGGCACGUCGACACUGACGAGAAGCCCGGCAACGCAUAA